Molecule: messenger RNA, 421 nt
Organism: Vitrella brassicaformis
Lineage: Eukaryota; Vitrellaceae
Source: the annotation of a GenBank genome assembly
UCACGGUGACGUCACGCCGAUCCGCAGAGCAGGGCUCUGGGACUGGUUGAGGCUUCGCCCGGGAUACGCCAAGCUUGGAAUAUAAAAUGUAGGCAGCAAUCUGGAUUCAUGUGUCUAAAGGACAAGAGAGAGACGCAAACAGAACGCCAAGAAAGGAGAGUCCCCUCUUUUCUUGUCCCAAUGACUCUUUGUUCCCCGCCUUCUUCUCUGUCCCAGCCCUGCCUACUUGGUGUGGCCAUCUUGGUCCCUCAUGGCCACGAGACGCUGCUCCCACCGCAGGGCCCACAACGUGUCGCGUCGGACGGCGGCCUCGGCCGGAUUGAUAGUGUCGUCCUGGGCCUCUGCUGCGGCAGCCUGCUGACCCGAGAUGCUGCGAUAAAUUCUCGUAGAAGCCGCCCCUUACCAGGUGGCGCAUCAUCAU